Molecule: messenger RNA, 2171 nt
Organism: Kogia breviceps (pygmy sperm whale)
Lineage: Eukaryota; Metazoa; Chordata; Mammalia; Artiodactyla; Physeteridae
Gene: CEP295NL
Product: CEP295 N-terminal like
Source: RefSeq, a predicted model, not a curated record
UCGCACCACCUUCUCUCCGAAGCCGUGUCUGCAAAGGCCCCCGACACGGAAGGAAACGCGGAGAGGGCCCCUUGGCGGAGCCCCAAUCCCAACGACGAAGGCUUGCUUUUGAGGCAGAAGCACAAAUUGCUACACGUCCGAGAGAAAGGAGCCCUGCCCCUGCAGAGAAGACAGGACCUCCAGCAGUGGAAGAGCUUGCCCCAGCGCUUGGCCGAGGAGCUGAAGGCAGAGCAUCAGGAGGCCCCAGACCAGCGAGUCCGAGGCCUGGAGAGGCUGUACUUAGUACCUCUGCUUUGGGGAGGCGGUGCGGGCAGACUGGCUGAGGACCAUGAAGCUGACUCAGAGGGCUCGACCCAGCAAGGAGCAGCCAGGUCGCCCAGGGCCCAGGGGAAGCACGCAGUGGCCAUGCGGCAAGAGAAGGACACAGAAGAGCUGGUCCGACAGCAGUCCUGGUGCACCACGUCCCGGAGGAGAGCGGUGGACCAGGAGAGGCAGGGAGCCUCCAGAGCCACAGGCCUGAGUCCUCGUCCCCUGAGCCCACGAGAGAGGAGUAAGGGAAAACACGUGCCUUCAACGAAGACCGGCGGGGGCCACCGUCCCGUUGACCCUGGGCUAAGCAGAGGGACAGACUUGGGAAAGCUCUUGGCUGCUGUAGGGGAGGUCAAAUGCCUGGAGGAACAGGAGACAGAAACAGCCCAGGAUGGCAGGAGGCAGCUGGUGAAGCGAACGGCUUGUCUUCAAGGCCCGAAAAACCACUGUUUGGAUCAGAGCCCCGAGGGCAAAGCCGACGACCUGGAACAGCUGUGGCCAGUCGGCUUGACCUGCAGAAGGGGGGCCUCACUGCUGGCAAAGCUCUGUGACAAGAGCAGGUGGCAGGGAGAGCUAGAGUUUGCCUCUGAAGAGUUGUUUGAUACCAGCCGGAAGCUGAAAAAACACCUGAACUUGCACCUGGAUCUCAAGCCCGGGAUGGAUCAGAGCCCCAGUGAAGAACAGGGCUUUGAGGAGACGCAGGCGUGGAGAAGGGAGAGCCAGAGAAAGAGGAAUGCAAGAGAAGCAGAGAUGGACAUGGUGCCCGUGGGGGAGCCCGCGAGUCCAGCGGGGGUGGACGUCCACCUGACGCCAUCCAGAACCAGCUUGAGAAAGUUACCAAGCAAGCUCAAGAACCAAAACUCCCAUAGGAUGGCCAAGUGCAUGGUUAAGAGUGACAGUAAACCGUGGUAUCCCGAGGCAGGGACAUCUGUCAAUGAAGAGAACCUGAUCUCGUGCAGCCCCAAAUCCAGACAGGAGCCUCCCCUACCGGACGCGCUGGCACAGAGCUCCCUUCAGCUUCACCCGCAAGAACAGGCAGACAGAGGUGGCUUGACGGCAUCAAGGCAGAAGCAGAAAAUGCAGGUGGAGCAGAGUAGACCAAAGCAGCUGGACUCAUUCAAGCAAAUCAGACACCCCAAGAUGAGCUUGGAGGCCGACCUCCAGACGGAGCUGGAAGAUGGGAGGAGGGCACAGAGGCAAGCUUCUCUGGCUCAUCGGAAGCCUGUCUCCCCUCUAGACCAGGAGAAGAAAGGACGGUAUGACCGCAGCCCCACUUCCCCCUCCGCCAGCAUCGUCGAUGAUGACAGGCACAGUCAGAUGAUCCGUGACCUUCAACAGCAAAUUCUAGAGCAAAACAAGUUGCACAAGCAGUUCCUUGAAGAAGCCAGGAAACGCUUGUGAGAGUUUCAGACAAUAUGUUAAAAGCAAGACUCCUGCCCCUGGUAAAUACAUCACUGAUAACUGAGCGUUCUGCCGGAACUGGCACCCAAGUCUGUGCGAUUGUAUUUGCGUCAUCUGCUCAGAGACCUGUAAGCCUCUUUAAAAUGGGCCAUCAGUCAUCCUUCCAUCCUUUGGAGCGAAUUCCUCUGCAGGAAUCGUACUUACUGCCAAUCUUGCCUUUAAAACUAAGUCCAAUUCAGGAAGACUCCUUAGCACGAACGCGUGGGGCGCGGUAGGAGGGUCUGGCCAUUGUAGCACAAAGGUGUGUCCUGGAGCUGAGGCUGUUUUCACAUGCCACUGCACAGAUGGAAACACCAGGUACAUUUAAGUGCUUCAGAUGUUUUGGCGAAAUAAACAUUGGACUUUGAGGGGCAUCCAAGGUCAGACAGGCAUAGUUUCAAAAGAUACAUCAUUUGUUGCUU